Pseudo-nitzschia multistriata is the source of this 1890-nucleotide messenger RNA. NCBI's taxonomy places the organism in Eukaryota, Bacillariophyta, Bacillariophyceae, Bacillariales, Bacillariaceae. The record is from the annotation of a GenBank genome assembly.
AAAAAAAGUCACAUGUUUGCAUCAGUGAAGCAUUCUCAUUCUUCAAUUGAAAAUCUUUAAUUCUAGAAAGAGAGAGAAUCAGAAUCAGUCAGAGGGGGGAAGGCUUUGGUUCGGUCGACUUCUGGUACGCUUCGUUUGCGUUCAUUCUCGAACAGAUGAACAUUGACAUUGAUAGCAGCGUCGAUUCGGACGAUGAUCAGGGGAACGAAUUGUUUACUCCCAUCAGGGGACGAAGAACUUCGCUUGUGCAAUAUUUCUCUCCCACGCCCUCUCGCUCUGUGGAGACCGAUGAAACCGCAUCAGAAACAGGAGUUCCGAACACGUUGCCAAAAUUGCAGGACACGUCGUGGUUGGGGGCGCGAAUGUCACCGAUACCUAGGGACGGCGAUAAUCUACUCCGAAACCACAAGAGCAGUAGCAGCAACAAAAAUAUCAGCAAUGCUAACAACAAGGCUACGGUUGAAGGAGACGAAGACAACAGCAACAGCAAUGACACCGUCGGGGUGUCGUAUCGUUCGGGUUUAACGCAAACAUCGGUGUCGGGGGCAUCGUGCGGAGCUGCCACCGAGGCCUUGUUUCUGAGACUAGACGACACAGACGAUAGCAAUCAGGGCCACCUUCGGUAUUUCGACCGGCCAAAGGUCGCGACACACAAUGUCGUUGGAUUGGGAUCGCCGUCGUCGUCAAGGGGAUACGUACGGCCUCGUCCAACCCUUUUGCUUCAUCCUCGCACGACUGCAACAACUAGAACCCAUGGCACCAGUCAAAGCCAUCGCCAACAACAACAAUAUCAGCAAAGUCGUCGCCGAAGACGAUUGUGGAAUCCGUUCGAACGAGUGUUCCGGGCAUUCCGCCCAAAACACACAAGCAACAAGAGCAUGUUCUUGGUCACGGGCACGACGGCAUUGGUUCUUUUUUGUAUUGGACUUCACGACGCGUUUCUGGGCUAUCUUGCCAUGCGGAGGGGGAUAUCUGCUUCCUCACGCAGCGGGUUUGCAUGGUCGCUCCCCUGGAUCGGACCGAGCGCCAGAUCCUUACUCCGAUUCGGGGCAUUUUGCCCAGAGCGCCUGGUGCUCUGUUAUUCGUCGUCGGUAUAUUCGUGGCAUUGCUACUGGAGAUCCGUUGCCUCCUUAUUUGUGGUAACUUCUCUGGUCGAGUGGUUGGUAUUGGUAUGGGUUUGGACGAGGUACCUCCCUACCUCUUGGAACGUAUCGCCAUCUAAUUCUUCGCCAUGGCAGCUUUCUUGGCUGAUUGUGUAUCUGCUGUCUGCGUUUACGGGGCAACUUUGGAUGGUAGUUUUCGAUAUUGGAUAUUUGAAUUCGGGCUCGUCCUACGGCAAGUACAACGACUACAAUCCAUACUCUUCCGACCUUUCGAUGGUUCCGGCUGCCUCCGGAUGUGCCGGCUGGGCAACAGCUGGGGUUCUCUGUGCCGUGGGGAUACAGCGACCAAAUCGACGGUUUCCGUGCUUUCUUUCGGCCAUUGUGCUGGUCUUGCUCCAUCAGUGUCAAAGCACGGGUUCGGUUGUGGGGUGUUCGUCGGCUUCUUUUUUUGGCUGGGCUUUUUCGGGGAUGUGGUCGACAACAGCAAGUCAUUAUGCGCGUGGUCAUGGACGAGGCAGUUACAGCACUACUGACCACCAGGAUUUGCUAGAUCUCGAUUUUAGCCAUCGAAAUGUGAACAACAAUACAUAUCACGAGAUGCAGGUGAAUAACGAUCACGUGGGGAAUAACAGCAGCAGCAGCUACAACGAAAGUGACUACCGCUGCAAUCUGUGGAAUGGAUUUGCUGCUGGUAUUGUGUUUCUGUUGUGGCUUUUGCCGAUACUAUUCUUUCUGUAUCGGUAGAUAGAUAGAAUUAAAAAAGCAAAAAUAGAAUAACUUAAUAAAG